Molecule: messenger RNA, 1542 nt
Organism: Panonychus citri (citrus red mite)
Lineage: Eukaryota; Metazoa; Arthropoda; Arachnida; Trombidiformes; Tetranychidae
Exons: 4
Coding region: 806-1372 (188 amino acids)
Source: RefSeq, a predicted model, not a curated record
AAAAAAAAAAUCCCCACUCCAGGUUCACGUUAAUUAUAAUCAGUUGAUUGUCGACGGAGGCAUUUUAGGUCUUUCAUCUCGCCAUCUAAAUCAGUUCAACAAUUUCCAUUUUAUUUACAUCGGAUUCACUUUGUUGUUUUCCUUAAUUGUGAUAAUAAUCAUCAUUAAACUGUCGGCAAACUGUUAAUCCUCUCGAGUUAAUUUCCAUCUUUAUCUUUUUUUUUAACUAAUUGUUGUGUGUCCAUUACCAUCAUCAUCUUGAUAAUUACAAAUGUGAAUGUUGACCAGAAGAAAUCAAAAUCUUCCUAGGAAAAGAAUCAACAACACAAAGAGAUUCUGAUAAAGAGAAAAGAACAAAAAAAAAAAAAGAAAGGAAAAAGAAAUUAAUUGUUACCUUGAGCUGUUUCAAUCCUUCUUUUAAUUAACUUACCUUUUGAUUAGUGUUUUUUUUUACCUCUUACUGACCAACAAAAACCAACGAAUUUAUUGUGAAAAAGAAAAGAGAGUUAAUUGUUUUCUUUUCUAAAUUGUUCCUUCUUGUCGCCAUUUUGGUUCUCUUCAUGUUCGCUUUGUUAUUUCCUUUCUCCUCUAAUCACCAACCAUCAACAUCUUAUUGUCUCCAUUUUAAUCUUCUACUGGUCUGUGUCCUCUUCUUUCAAAGAAAAAGUGAUUAACGUGACUGUUUAAUUAGCUUAAUUGUGAAAAAGGUGGAAAAAAGAAAAGAAUAAAAAACCAACCAAAUUAAAACGUUUUCUAUUCAAAUUUAAUACUCACUUGGUCAUUUAUCUUUCAUUUUGAGAUCAUCAUGUCAACAGAAAAUGGCGGUUUCAUCUUCUCCCUCGCAACAAUUAUUUUCCUCCUAUUGGUGAAUUGUAAUCACUUUGCCAAUUCUGGAAUACCUAAGAAUGGUCAUCAUCAUCAUCAUCUUCAAAGUCCAUCUUGGCGAUCGCUUCCAAUCAAUAACAUGAGCCAAUUGGCCGAUAAUGACCUGAACGGCAAAGAGUCCAGUCUAAUCUCUGGUUCACAACCUCAAGGUGAACAAAUAGUCAAACAACAUUUCGUCUCAUCCAAAGUAAAUGUUACUUUAUCAUGUGAACCUGAAGAGAUUCUGGUUAAUCUGAAUUUCACCUCACCAUUCAAAGGAGUCAUUCAAUCGGGGGACAAAAACACUUCAUGUCGCAUUCGUGGGGAUGGUAAACGCACUUACGUUCUGAAAGUACCACACAAUUCAUGUGGAACCAAACACGUGGUUUCAUCAGGAAGUUUCUUCAACACACUUUUCAUCCGAUAUCAUCCAUCCCUUGAAAUGGAGGGCGAUCAGCUGAAGACAAUUGUAUGUAAAUUUGCCACCGAAUCUGUAUUCAUUGGUUAAUUGUUGCCCAUCAACCAAUGAACACCUUAAUUGUGAUUAAAAAACAAUUAAACGACGAGAUGAUGAAAAAAGAGAGCAAAUUUUUCUUUCCAUAUCAGGCUGAUGAUAAUCGUUAAGAUGAACACCUUGGUGACACUUUGAUGACAAAUUAAAUAUUUUUUUCUUCUCCA